GUUGUUAGUGAGCGUUGAUGAUGAUGAUGGAGUUGUGAGGAGGGAGAGCUGUCAUCAUAUCCGCAGCAUAUGGAGAAUCAUCACCGUAAAGUCUUUAAAACGUAAAGAAAAUGUGUUUUUAGUCUAGUUCAGAAGUGCUGCCUUCAGCCUAUGAUACCGAGGAGGAAAGACGUGUUCAAGGAGGAGUCAAGAAGCAAGGGAUGGAGGCGCACAGUUCAGGCGGCGGCAGGAAGAGGAAGAGAGAGCAGUCGAACGGAGAGAUAACAGAGGGAGAGAGUUUCCCAAAAAUGCCUUGCAGGACUGAGGGCCUGAGGGAACCUGCACCAUUCGCUGAUGAGCUGGUGACUCCAGAAUCAGCAUAUGCUCGUGUCAGUAUGGAGGAAGCCCUUCAUGGCACUCCAGAGGAGCGUCCGGUACGCGUCUAUGCUGACGGGAUCUUUGACAUGUUUCAUUCGGGACAUGCUCGGGCCUUAAUGCAGGCCAAGUGCCUUUUCCCCAACACAUAUCUCAUUGUGGGCGUGUGCAGCGAUGAUUUGACGCUUAAAUUUAAGGGCUUCACUGUCAUGAAUGAGGACGAGCGGUACGAUGCGGUGUGUCACUGUCGGUAUGUGGAUGAGGUCGUCCGCAACGCUCCAUGGACACUCACACCUGAAUUUCUGGCCGAACACAGAAUAGACUUUGUUGCUCACGACGACAUCCCGUACAUCUCAGCCGGAACUGAUGAUGUUUACAGACAUAUAAAGGAUGCAGGUAUGUUUGCACCGACUCAGAGAACAGAGGGCAUCUCCACAUCUGAUAUAAUCACUCGUAUUGUACGUGAUUAUGACGUUUACGUGCGCCGUAACCUGCAGAGAGGCUACACUGCAAAAGAGCUCAACGUCAGCUUCAUCAAUGAGAAGAAGUACCACCUGCAGGAACACGUGGACAAGGUGAAGCAGAAGGUGCGAGACGUGGAGGAAAAGAGUAAAGAGUUUGUGCAGAAGGUGGAGGAGAAGGGCAUCGACCUCAUUCAGAAAUGGGAGGAGAAAUCACGCGAGUUCAUCGGAAACUUCCUGCAGAUGUUUGGGCCGGACGGAGCGCUGAAGCACAUGUUGAAGGAGGGAAAAGGACGGAUGUUACAGGCCAUCAGUCCCAGACAGAGUCCCAGCAGCAGCCCUGUCCGCGAGGAGCGCUCGCCCUCACCCAGCUUCCGUCUUCCCUUCUUCACCUCUUCUCCAUUCUUCUCUUCUCACAGCGGUUCACACUACUUCAGCAAAGAUGACGACGACGACUAGAUAUCCGUUUCUAAAAAUCAAGCGUCUGUUUUUCACACAUUGUUCCUGUUUUACUCGAGUAGCCAAGAUUGUAAAUACAGGACGAUCUGGAGUAAGGUUUAUUUGAGUAAGGAAAUCAGUGUUCAUGAAAUUAUUCCACCCAUUUUCUCUCCCUCUCUCUGUCCCUCUGAAGGUUUUUAUCCCACAUCUCCCUCUCACUUCAGGGAGAUUUGCUACACACCACUACACCAAAAGACUCCAUAUUGUUGGGCCUUUCUUUUGGAUACAUUUUGUAUUCGGCCUUGCAUAAUUAUGCACUUCACAUUACUCUUCGUCUCGUUCUCAGCCGCAGAAAACUCGCAUUCACCUGCUUUCAUUGUUUAGAUCCUUUCAUACUUGAACAGCGGCCAAAUCUGAGAGCAAUUCCAGCACGAGGGAGGGCCAGAAAUCUGCUUUUCUUCAGCUUUAGUCUGUCCAUAACUCAGCGUGUUUUAUUUUUCACUCGCUCUUCAUUCAUCAGUCUUUUAUGCUGAAGUUUACUGUCUGUUUUUCCUCAUAUGAACCCUCUCUCAGAGUCUGAUGUGAAGUAAUAAUUCCAGGCGUCCUGGCAUCUCCAUUAAAACCCAGUGUUACGCUGUGGCACGAGUCCCAGGCUUUCUGAAAAGGAUUUGCCCGCUGAAUGUUUACAUUACCCAAGCCCAGCGAGGGACAGUGUUACACGCAGGAGAACCAAGACCUGUUUGUUUACAUGUUUGCGUAGGACUGGAAGACCACAGUAGGAUUACAUGAUGCUCGCCAAUAGACUAAAACACAACUCAGGACAAGAAUAGUAGUUUAGAUUAGUCAUUGAAAAUCAAUAAAAACUGGAGUAAAUCACUAAACCACCUUGAAAAACUAAAGAAAAUGUGAUGUUAUUCACUCACUCAUGAGAAACAAAGGACACACAAUAUACUACAGCACCUUUAAUGUCCAAUAAUAUUUUAGAAAACGAUUAUUUAAAACAAAAAAAAGUCAUUUUUCAAUAUUUUAAUGGGCUUAAAUUCAGAUAUGCUUGACAUAGUCCUUGCAUCUACACUUGAAAAAGCUUUUAGUUUCGUAUUGCUUGUUUAUGAAUAACAUUUUUGACCUAAAGAACCUGGAAUGAAGGGUUGGAUCUUCAUUGAGUGCUAUUAAAACAUUUCUUUUUAAA
Danio aesculapii is the source of this 2442-nucleotide messenger RNA. It is a transcript of the gene pcyt1ab, whose product is annotated as phosphate cytidylyltransferase 1A, choline b. The transcript has 9 exons. Gene Ontology annotation, cellular component: endoplasmic reticulum. The record is from RefSeq and is a predicted model, not a curated record. Gene Ontology annotation, molecular function: choline-phosphate cytidylyltransferase activity; phosphatidylcholine binding. Gene Ontology annotation, biological process: CDP-choline pathway. Lineage: Eukaryota; Metazoa; Chordata; Actinopteri; Cypriniformes; Danionidae. The coding region runs from base 201 to 1274 and encodes 357 amino acids.